AUGGGGUCUAUCUCGUCUCAUGACUGGCUUCGCUGGGCACCUGGCACACUUGAUCUCGACUUUCUUAUCGACUCCGAGCGUCACAUUUACCUACACAAUGUUCGGCCUAAGGGAACGCAGGUGACCAACUACGAAAUCGAGAAAGAAGUCGAGCACGCUCUACCACUGACCCAGAUCAGACUGCUUGGAGAAGGAUCGACUUUUGGUACCUCCGAACGUCAAGUGUACAGCGCAACAUCGAGCCGUCUCGUCUACCUCAGCCACAAGGAAUCCAUAGAGGGCGAGGACACCCACAUCCUCGAGAUCGUGACACAGGACCCCUUGACCAAAAUCGAGGUCCUCAACAGAUACACUGUCUUUGGGGCUGUUCCCGUUGUCCGCUCUACCGCCAUAGUAAGCAACCCAGGCUCGCAAGAGGUCUAUUUGGAGACCUUCGCUUCUCUUUCUCUUGGGUUCCUCAACCGUGGUGCGGAGGAGUGGUACAACGACUACCAGAUCGUCAUUGCGAACAGCACCAACUUCCGCGAGGCGCAAUGGAAGGCAUUCGACUUUCCCGAUGUCGGGAUGGACUGGGUCGGGGACAGUGACUUUGACAAGCCAGGGACGCGAGCUUCUAUCUCAAGAUCAAACAUUGGCACAUUCUCCACCUCGGGUUCACUCGCCAUGGGCGUGCUUGCGAAAAGAGACGGCAAGCACUCCGUCGCAUGGCAAAUUGAGUCCAGUGGAGCAUGGAAGUGGGAGCUUGGUAACAUCGUUUCCGGGCUGUAUCUGGUCGCUGGAGGGCCCAAUGAUCAGAACCACCAGUGGACAAAGAAGCUCAGCCCCGGAGAGACCUUUACCAGUGUUACAACCGCCUUGGCCGUCAUAAAUGGUCCGUUUCAGUCGGUCUUCGGGCCACUCACGCAAUACCGCAGGCGCAUACGCCGCAAGCAUACCGACAAUGAAAAAUUGCCUCUCAUCUUCAACGACUACAUGAACUGCCUAAAGGGAGACCCCACUACCGAAAAGGUUACAGCGCUCAUCGAGCCUGCCCUACGCUGUGGAUCAGAGUACUUCGUCAUUGAUGCCGGCUGGUACGCCGACGAACCCAGCUGGUGGGACUCGGUGGGUGCUUGGAAGCCCUCGACCACACGUUUUCCCGGCGGACUCAAGAAGUUGCUCAACAACAUCCGUGCCAAGGGGAUGACUCCCGGUCUGUGGAUGGAGCCGGAAGUCGUGGGGGUAAACAGCCCUAUUCUGGGUGAGCUACCACCGGAAGCAUUCUUCCAGCGUCGGGGUGUCCGCGUUAUUGAGCAAAGCCGUUACCAACUGGACUUCCGUCACGAGGCUGUCAUCUCACGCCUGAACACCAUUGUCGACGAUCUCAUCAUCAACUAUGGUGUGGGCUAUUUCAAGCUGGAUUACAAUAUCGACGUCACUCAUGGCACCGAUGUUAACGCAGCCAGUCCAGGCGACGGCAUGUUGGGGCAUCGUCGUGCGUAUAUGGCCUGGAUCAAUUCCAUCUACGACCGUCAUCCGGAUGUCGUUUUGGAGACUUGCUCCAGUGGCGGUUGCAGACUCGACUACGAGAUGCUCGCGACGCAUUCUAUUCAAUCGACCAGCGACCUGCAGGAUCCUGUCCUGAACGCCGCCCUCGCUGCAGCGGUCCCCACAGCCGUGACUCCAGAGCAGAGUGCUACCUGGGCUUAUCCUCAACCAGAAUACACCGAUGACCUAAACGCCUACUGCGUGGUCAACAGCAUCCUGGGACGAGUCCACCUGAGCGGGCGGAUCGACCUCCUGAAUGAUCAACAGCUCCAGGUUGUCAUCGAGGGCUGUAAGGUGUACAAGAAGAUCAGGCAUCACAUUAAGGAGUCAGUACCUUUCUGGCCACUUGGCCUCGGCCAGUGGAACGAGCAUUGGGUUGUCUUGGGCUUGCAGGCUGGCAAGCACAUUUACCUCGGCGUGUGGCGACGAGGAGGGGAGACGAAGUGCAACAUCCCUCUUCCACAGGUCAGCAGUGCGAAGGCGUCAGUAGAAACGCUGUACCCAAGGGAAUGGAAGACUGGACUGUACUUGUCGCCGAUGGAGUUGGAGGUUGAGAUACCAGUUACGCCUUCGGCACGCUUGAUCCAUAUAGAACUCCCCUGA
Molecule: messenger RNA, 2130 nt
Organism: Penicillium crustosum
Lineage: Eukaryota; Fungi; Ascomycota; Eurotiomycetes; Eurotiales; Aspergillaceae
Product: putative Melibiase subfamily
Exons: 2
Coding region: 1-2130 (709 amino acids)
Biological process (GO): carbohydrate catabolic process
Molecular function (GO): alpha-galactosidase activity
Source: RefSeq, a predicted model, not a curated record